AGUUCUUCAUUCCAGCCUAGGAGAAAUAUGAUCAUAGCUUCAUAUGUAGAAGUGGUGAAAAAUGGUGUAAGGAACCAAACUGAAGCUACAAGAAUGGAGCACUUACAAGACAAGGGAACUGAGAGGUUUAAGAGAAAGUCAGAACAGGGGCAAUGGCAAGGAUUAGAGGUACAAGCAGAGGAAGAAGAACUGAAAUGGCUUCGUGAUUGCUUUGUGGGUACAACAAAGUGCCCAAAAAUCAUUAGCACUCUCCAAGAUAGAUUCCUUAUGGAGGGAUACUUUUCUGCAAAAAUACGGGUGAGUGAGGAAGCUGGAGUUGAUAAUAUAUUUACCUUGAAAUCUAAUUUCAACUUGAUCAACAAAGGAGCAUCAAUCACGGAGGAAUGGCCAGAUGAGUCCAAUGGUGAAUACUGUAAUAAAGAUGAAUGGAAAGGUGACUGGCAAGUAAUAGAGGAUGAGAACGUGGAGGAGAACGAGGUGCAAAAAAGCUCGGUGGUGACGGAAUUAGCUCCGAUAGAACCAGAACAAGCUAUGACCAUGGGAAAAGGAAAAGAUGGAGUAUUGAACAAGUUGCUUGUUCAUGACGACUCAUUUAAUGCAAUCAUUCAAAAUUCAAAUAUUUUGACAGCAAGAAAGGGACUCGAGGCAAAAGCUAAGCCCACUUGUGUAGUAGAGAAUGAGGCUGGCAUAUCAAAACCACCUAACAAGAGAACUAACGGGAAGGCCAUUAAGGAGCCAAGAUCCAUAAGUGAAGGGAUGUCUAGUAAUGGGGUUUGUCCGAAUCGAAAAUUAGAAGAAAGAGAGAGAAACAGGGUAGAAGCAUCACAAGUACAUGAGGAAGAGGAUAAAAAAACUCAACCUUUUUGGGAAGGGUUAGCGAGUGAAGAUGAGAUCUUGCAAUCAAGAGCAGAAAGAUCUACAUGGGGUGGGGAUAAUUGUAGCUGGGUCAUGAAAUCGGCUCAAGGGAGAGCUGGAGGAAUUAUAUUUGACUUGCCAUUGAGAGGAAGGAAGUUCACACAGUUCAAAUAUGAUGGAACAGUAAUGAGCAGGUUGGAUAGAUUCUUGGUGUUUACGGGGUUCCUCAUUAAAUGCUCGGAUCUUAUCCAAAAAGGUUUAAGAAGAGACAUUUCUGAUCGUUGUCCAAUAAUGCUAAUGAGCUCUAGUAAGGAUUGGGGACCGAAGCCUUUUAGAAGCCUUGAUUGUUGGCUUGAACACAAGGAGUUUAGCUCUUUUGUCCAUGAGAAAUGGAAUAGCUAUAAUGUGGAGGGACAGAAAUGGCUUCAGGAAGGCCAUGCCAACAGUAAAUUCUUCCAUGGGUGCAUUGGUAAGAGAAGGAAAAGAAAUGGGAUUGAUGGAGUGAUGAAGAGUAAUGAUUGGAUUGAGGAAGUCAUUGAGGUGAAAAAAUUCAUCAAAGAAUAUUUUGAGCUCAAGCUUCAAGAGGAUGAGUGGAAUAGACCUAACCUUGAACUCAAUGAUUUGAAACAACUGAGCUCAGAGGAGAACAAUUGGCUAACUGCAGAAUUCACAGAGGAAGAAAUAAGGGGGACGGUGUGGAAUUAUGGUGGGAGCAAAAGCCUAGAACCAGAUGGAUUCAACUUCAACUUCAUUAAAAGUCAGUGGCCAACGAUAAAGCAAGAUAUUGUGGCUUUUGUUAAAGAUUUUUGGGCAAAUGAGAGAUUGGUGAAAGGAAGCAACUCAUCUUUCAUUGUUUUAAUCCUGAAGAAAGACUCUCCACAAAGCUUAGGGGAUUUUAGGCCCAUAUCCCUAGUUGGAUGUUUGUAUAAAAUAAUAUCUAAAGUCCUUGCAAACAGAUUGAGGAAAGUGAUGCUGUCUAUCAUUAGCCAGAACCAAUCAGCAUUUAUAGGAAGGAGACAUAUUGUAGAUGGUAUUGUGAUCGCUAAUGAAGUUAUUCAUGAAGCAAAGAAGAGGAAGAGGCCCACCUUGAUAUUCAAAGUUGACUUUGAAAAAGCCUAUGAUAGUGUCAACUGGAAUUUUCUUGAUGUGAUCAUGGAAAAGUUCAGAUUUUGUUGGAAAUGGAGAAGAUGGAUCAAGGAAUGUUUAUAUACUUUAGUUGUUUCAGUUCUGGUGAAUGGUAGUCCUAUAGAGGAAUUAAACAUGAAGAAGGGACUGUGACAAGGUGAUCCAUUAGCCCCAUUCUUAUUUCUUUUGGUUGCAGAAGCACUUAAUGGGCUUGUUCUCAAAGCAAAGGAGCAAAAUAUCUAUAAGGGAGCUAAGGUGGGAAUAGAAGGAUUGGAGGUCACACACCUGUAAUUUGCUGAUGAUUCUAUUUUCUUCUGUGAGGCAUCAGAUCUAAAUAUUAAGACAAUCAAGGGAGUUCUUCAGA
Molecule: messenger RNA, 2344 nt
Organism: Rubroshorea leprosula
Lineage: Eukaryota; Viridiplantae; Streptophyta; Magnoliopsida; Malvales; Dipterocarpaceae
Source: the annotation of a GenBank genome assembly